Molecule: messenger RNA, 7155 nt
Organism: Musca domestica (house fly)
Lineage: Eukaryota; Metazoa; Arthropoda; Insecta; Diptera; Muscidae
Gene: para
Product: sodium channel protein para-like
Exons: 31
Coding region: 629-7021 (2130 amino acids)
Biological process (GO): membrane depolarization during action potential; sodium ion transmembrane transport; neuronal action potential
Cellular component (GO): plasma membrane; voltage-gated sodium channel complex
Molecular function (GO): calcium ion binding; voltage-gated sodium channel activity
Source: RefSeq, a predicted model, not a curated record
CUAAGAAAAAAUAAACAAAAAAAAAAAAAAAAUAAUAAACAGAAUUUCCCAAAAACAAAACACAAAUAGAAAAAAAAAACAACACCAAAUAAAAGCUAUUACAUAUUUAUUUAAUAACAACAAGAAAGAAAAAACCCAAAAUAAAAACUUAAAAAAUUAUUUCAUCAUCAAAAAGUUAAAAUUAUAACACCAAACAACAACAACAACAUCCUACCCCCCACAAAAAAAGUUUUUUGCUAACCUCAUUCGAAAAAAAACAACAGCAGCAGCAACUUUAAAACGCACCAAGAAAUCACCAACAACAACAACAACACCAGCAAAACUCCCAGGAUAACUCAUCGCAAAAAGGUCAACCUCUGCUUUUGGAAACCAGUCAAAGAACAUCCAGAGAAAAAAAUAUCGGAAACACACAUUUAUUUUGUAUAGAAAAUAAAUAGAGCAAGGAUAAUAAGGAACAGCAACAACAACAACAAAUAAUCGAUUGAUAUCGAUUAACAAAUACGUGUCUGUGGUGGGCGCUUGUUUGAAAAUGGCGCCUCGGAUAUAGUUGUAACUUUGACGUAGCAGGCGACAUACAUGUGCCUCAUGCCUUGGAAAUCUGAGGCUCUCAUCGUUGGCCGCAUAGACAAUGACAGAAGAUUCCGACUCGAUAUCUGAGGAAGAACGCAGUUUGUUCCGUCCCUUCACCCGCGAAUCAUUGUUACAAAUCGAACAACGUAUCGCUGAACAUGAAAAACAAAAGGAGCUGGAAAGAAAGAGAGCCGCCGAAGGAGAGCAGCCGCAAUAUGGUCGCAAGAAAAAGCAAAAAGAAAUACGAUAUGAUGACGAGGACGAAGAUGAAGGUCCACAGCCGGAUCCCACACUUGAACAGGGUGUGCCUAUACCUGUUCGAAUGCAGGGCAGCUUCCCGCCGGAAUUGGCCUCCACUCCUCUCGAGGAUAUCGAUCCCUUCUACAGUAAUGUACUGACAUUUGUAGUAAUAAGUAAAGGAAAGGAUAUUUUUCGUUUUUCUGCCUCAAAAGCAAUGUGGCUGCUUGAUCCAUUCAAUCCGAUACGUCGUGUAGCCAUUUAUAUUUUAGUGCAUCCCUUGUUUUCGUUAUUCAUUAUCACCACUAUUCUAACUAAUUGUAUUUUAAUGAUAAUGCCGACAACGCCCACGGUCGAAUCCACAGAGGUGAUAUUCACCGGAAUCUACACAUUUGAAUCAGCUGUUAAAGUGAUGGCACGAGGUUUCAUUUUAUGCCCGUUUACGUAUCUUAGAGAUGCAUGGAAUUGGCUGGACUUCGUAGUAAUAGCUUUAGCUUAUGUGACCAUGGGCAUAGAUUUAGGUAAUCUCGCAGCUUUGAGAACAUUUAGGGUACUGCGAGCUCUGAAAACCGUAGCCAUUGUGCCAGGUCUAAAAACCAUUGUCGGUGCUGUCAUUGAAUCUGUAAAAAAUCUACGCGAUGUGAUAAUUUUGACAAUGUUUUCCCUGUCGGUGUUCGCGCUGAUGGGCCUACAAAUCUAUAUGGGUGUUCUAACACAAAAGUGCAUUAAACGAUUCCCCCUGGACGGCAGUUGGGGCAAUCUGACCGAUGAAAACUGGUUUCUACACAAUAGCAACAGUUCCAAUUGGUUUACGGAGAACGAUGGCGAGUCAUAUCCGGUGUGCGGGAAUGUAUCCGGUGCGGGACAAUGCGGCGAAGAUUACGUCUGCCUGCAGGGCUUCGGCCCCAAUCCCAACUACGACUACACCAGUUUCGAUUCAUUCGGUUGGGCUUUCCUGUCGGCGUUUCGUCUCAUGACCCAAGAUUUCUGGGAGGAUCUGUAUCAGCACGUGCUGCAAGCAGCUGGACCCUGGCACAUGUUGUUCUUUAUAGUCAUCAUCUUCCUAGGUUCAUUCUAUCUUGUGAAUUUGAUUUUGGCCAUUGUUGCCAUGUCUUAUGACGAAUUGCAAAAGAAGGCCGAAGAAGAAGAGGCUGCCGAGGAGGAGGCGAUACGAGAAGCUGAAGAAGCGGCAGCAGCCAAGGCGGCCAAACUGGAGGAGCGGGCCAAUGUAGCAGCUCAAGCGGCUCAGGAUGCAGCGGAUGCCGCUGCGGCAGCUCUGCAUCCCGAGAUGGCAAAGAGUCCCACGUACUCUUGCAUUAGCUAUGAACUGUUUGUUGGCGGCGAGAAGGGCAACGAUGACAACAACAAAGAGAAGAUGUCGAUACGCAGCGUCGAAGUGGAAUCGGAGUCGGUGAGCGUUAUACAAAGACAACCAGCACCUACCACAGCACCCGCUACUAAAGUCCGUAAAGUUAGCACGACUUCCUUAUCCUUACCUGGUUCACCAUUUAACCUACGCCGGGGAUCACGUAGUUCACACAAGUACACAAUACGAAAUGGGCGUGGACGUUUUGGUAUACCAGGUAGCGAUCGCAAGCCAUUGGUACUGCAAACAUAUCAGGAUGCCCAGCAGCAUUUGCCCUAUGCCGAUGACUCGAAUGCCGUAACACCAAUGUCCGAAGAGAAUGGUGCCAUUAUAGUACCAGCCUACUAUUGUAAUUUAGGUUCUAGACAUUCUUCAUAUACCUCGCAUCAAUCAAGAAUCUCGUAUACAUCACAUGGUGAUUUAUUGGGUGGCAUGGCGGCCAUGGGUGCCAGCACAAUGACCAAAGAGAGCAAAUUGCGCAGUCGCAACACACGCAAUCAAUCAAUCGGUGCUGCAACCAAUGGUGGCAGUAGUACGGCCGGUGGUGGCUAUCCCGAUGCCAAUCACAAGGAACAAAGGGAUUAUGAAAUGGGUCAGGAUUAUACAGAUGAAGCUGGCAAAAUAAAACACCACGACAAUCCUUUUAUCGAGCCCGUCCAAACUCAAACAGUGGUAGACAUGAAAGAUGUUAUGGUCUUAAAUGAUAUCAUUGAACAAGCCGCUGGUCGGCAUAGUCGUGCUAGUGAACGAGGUGUCUCCGUUUACUAUUUUCCCACAGAGGACGAUGACGAAGAUGGUCCCACAUUCAAGGACAUCGCCCUCGAAUAUAUCCUAAAAGGCAUCGAAAUCUUUUGUGUAUGGGACUGUUGUUGGGUGUGGUUAAAAUUUCAGGAAUGGGUCUCCUUUAUUGUGUUCGAUCCAUUCGUGGAGCUCUUCAUUACCCUGUGUAUUGUGGUCAAUACAAUGUUCAUGGCCAUGGAUCAUCACGACAUGAAUCCGGAAUUGGAGAAGGUGCUGAAAAGUGGUAACUAUUUCUUCACGGCCACUUUUGCGAUUGAGGCCAGCAUGAAACUGAUGGCCAUGAGCCCGAAGUACUACUUCCAGGAAGGCUGGAACAUUUUCGAUUUCAUUAUUGUGGCCUUGUCUCUGCUGGAAUUGGGCCUGGAGGGUGUCCAGGGCCUGUCGGUGUUGAGAAGUUUUCGUUUGCUUCGUGUAUUCAAAUUGGCAAAAUCAUGGCCCACACUGAAUUUACUCAUUUCGAUUAUGGGCCGGACAAUGGGUGCAUUGGGUAAUCUGACAUUUGUACUUUGCAUUAUCAUCUUCAUCUUUGCCGUGAUGGGAAUGCAACUUUUCGGAAAGAACUAUAUUGACCACAAGGAUCGCUUCAAGGACCAUGAAUUACCGCGCUGGAAUUUCACCGACUUCAUGCACAGCUUCAUGAUUGUGUUCCGAGUGCUGUGCGGAGAGUGGAUCGAGUCCAUGUGGGACUGCAUGUAUGUGGGCGAUGUCAGCUGUAUACCCUUCUUCUUGGCCACGGUCGUGAUCGGCAAUCUUGUGGUUCUUAAUCUUUUCUUAGCUUUGCUUUUGUCCAACUUCGGUUCAUCUAGUUUAUCAGCCCCGACUGCCGACAAUGAUACCAAUAAAAUAGCAGAGGCCUUCAAUCGUAUUGCUCGUUUUAAGAACUGGGUGAAACGUAAUAUUGCCGAUUGUUUUAAGUUAAUUCGAAAUAAAUUGACAAAUCAAAUAAGUGACCAACCAUCAGGCAAAGGGGUUUGUCGUUGUAUAUCUGCAGAACAUGGCGAUAAUGAACUGGAGUUGGGUCAUGACGAAAUCAUGGGCGAUGGCUUGAUCAAAAAGGGUAUGAAGGGCGAGACCCAGCUGGAGGUGGCCAUUGGCGAUGGCAUGGAGUUCACGAUACAUGGCGAUAUGAAAAACAACAAGCCCAAGAAAUCAAAAUUCAUAAACAACACAACGAUGAUUGGAAACUCAAUAAACCACCAAGACAAUAGACUGGAACAUGAGCUAAACCAUAGAGGUUUGUCCAUACAGGACGAUGACACUGCCAGCAUUAACUCAUAUGGUAGCCAUAAGAAUCGACCAUUCAAGGACGAGAGCCACAAGGGCAGCGCCGAGACCAUCGAGGGCGAGGAGAAACGCGACGUCAGCAAAGAGGACCUCGGCCUCGACGAGGAACUGGACGAGGAGGCCGAGGGCGAUGAGGGCCAGCUGGAUGGUGACAUCAUCAUUCAUGCCCAAAACGACGACGAGAUAAUCGACGACUAUCCGGCCGACUGUUUCCCCGACUCGUACUACAAGAAGUUUCCGAUCUUGGCCGGCGACGAGGACUCGCCGUUCUGGCAAGGAUGGGGCAAUUUACGACUGAAAACUUUUCAAUUAAUUGAAAAUAAAUAUUUUGAAACCGCAGUUAUCACUAUGAUUUUAAUGAGUAGCUUAGCUUUGGCCUUAGAAGAUGUUCAUUUACCCGAUCGACCUGUCAUGCAGGAUAUACUGUACUACAUGGACAGGAUAUUUACGGUGAUAUUCUUUUUGGAGAUGUUGAUCAAAUGGUUGGCCCUGGGCUUUAAGGUUUACUUCACCAAUGCCUGGUGUUGGCUGGAUUUCGUGAUUGUCAUGGUGUCGCUUAUCAACUUCGUUGCUUCACUUGCUGGAGCUGGUGGUAUACAAGCCUUCAAGACUAUGCGAACGUUAAGAGCACUGAGACCACUACGUGCCAUGUCCCGAAUGCAGGGCAUGAGGGUUGUCGUGAAUGCGCUGGUUCAAGCUAUACCGUCCAUCUUCAAUGUGCUAUUGGUGUGUCUGAUAUUUUGGCUUAUUUUUGCCAUUAUGGGAGUACAGCUUUUUGCUGGAAAAUAUUUUAAGUGUAAAGAUGGUAAUGACACUGUGCUGAGCCAUGAAAUCAUACCGAAUCGUAAUGCCUGCAAAAGUGAAAACUACACCUGGGAAAAUUCGGCAAUGAACUUCGAUCAUGUAGGUAAUGCGUAUCUCUGUCUAUUUCAAGUGGCCACCUUUAAGGGCUGGAUCCAGAUUAUGAACGAUGCCAUUGAUUCACGAGAGGUGGACAAGCAGCCGAUCCGAGAAACCAAUAUCUACAUGUAUUUAUAUUUCGUAUUCUUCAUUAUAUUUGGAUCAUUUUUCACACUCAAUCUGUUCAUUGGUGUUAUCAUUGAUAAUUUUAAUGAACAAAAGAAGAAAGCAGGUGGAUCAUUAGAAAUGUUCAUGACAGAAGAUCAGAAAAAGUACUAUAAUGCUAUGAAAAAGAUGGGCUCUAAAAAACCAUUAAAAGCCAUUCCAAGACCGAGGUGGCGACCACAAGCAAUAGUAUUCGAAAUAGUUACAGAUAAAAAAUUCGAUAUAAUCAUUAUGUUGUUCAUUGGCUUAAACAUGUUUACCAUGACCCUCGAUCGGUACGACGCCUCCGAGGCGUACAACAAUGUCCUCGACAAACUCAAUGGGAUAUUCGUAGUUAUUUUCAGUGGCGAAUGUCUAUUAAAAAUAUUCGCUUUACGAUAUCACUAUUUCAAAGAGCCAUGGAAUUUAUUUGAUGUAGUAGUUGUCAUUUUAUCCAUCUUAGGUCUUGUACUCAGCGACAUCAUUGAGAAGUAUUUCGUAUCGCCGACACUGCUCCGUGUGGUGAGAGUGGCCAAAGUGGGUCGUGUCCUGCGUUUAGUCAAGGGUGCCAAGGGUAUCCGGACGUUGCUGUUCGCGUUAGCCAUGUCGUUGCCUGCCUUAUUCAACAUUUGUCUGUUGCUGUUCUUGGUGAUGUUCAUCUUUGCUAUCUUUGGCAUGUCCUUCUUCAUGCAUGUCAAAGAGAAGAGCGGCAUAAAUGCUGUGUAUAAUUUUAAGACAUUUGGCCAAAGUAUGAUAUUGCUGUUUCAGAUGUCUACCUCAGCCGGUUGGGAUGGUGUGUUAGAUGCCAUUAUCAAUGAGGAAGAUUGCGAUCCACCCGACAACGACAAGGGCUAUCCGGGCAAUUGUGGUUCAGCGACUGUUGGAAUUACGUUUCUCCUUUCAUAUCUAGUUAUAAGCUUUUUGAUAGUUAUUAAUAUGUACAUUGCUGUCAUUCUCGAGAACUAUAGCCAGGCUACGGAGGAUGUACAGGAGGGUCUCACCGACGACGACUACGAUAUGUACUACGAGAUUUGGCAACAAUUCGAUCCGGAGGGCACCCAGUACAUACGCUACGACCAGCUGUCCGAGUUCCUGGACGUGCUGGAGCCGCCGCUGCAGAUCCACAAGCCGAACAAGUACAAAAUCAUAUCGAUGGACAUGCCGAUAUGUCGGGGCGACAUGAUGUACUGUGUGGAUAUAUUGGAUGCCCUGACCAAGGACUUCUUUGCGCGCAAGGGUAAUCCGAUCGAGGAGACGGGUGAAAUUGGUGAGAUAGCGGCGCGACCGGACACCGAGGGCUAUGAUCCGGUGUCGUCGACACUGUGGCGCCAGCGUGAGGAGUACUGCGCCAAGCUGAUACAGAAUGCGUGGCGGCGUUACAAGAAUGGCCCACCCCAGGAGGGUGAUGAGGGCGAGGCGGCUGGUGGCGAAGAUGGUGCUGAAGGCGGUGAGGGUGAAGGCGGCAGCGGCGGCGGCGGCGGUGAUGAUGGUGGCUCAGCGACGGCGGCGGGAGCCACAUCACCCUCAGAUCCAGAUGCCGGCGAAGCAGAUGGUGGCAGCGUCGGCGGCCCCCUUAGUCCGGGCUGUGUUAGUGGCGGCAGUAAUGGCCGCCAAACGGCCGUACUGGUCGAAAGCGAUGGUUUUGUUACAAAAAACGGUCAUAAGGUUGUAAUACACUCGAGAUCGCCGAGCAUAACAUCCAGGACGGCAGAUGUCUGAGCCAGGCCUCGCCCCCCCCUCCAAGAUGCACGCGAGAACUAAAGCGUUAAUUUUCUGCUACUAAAUAAACAACAACAACAAGAAUACAAAUGUACACAUUUUACACAACAACAACAAGAACACUGUACAACAAC